This is a messenger RNA of Ilex paraguariensis (yerba mate), 375 nucleotides long. The record is from the annotation of a GenBank genome assembly. NCBI's taxonomy places the organism in Eukaryota, Viridiplantae, Streptophyta, Magnoliopsida, Aquifoliales, Aquifoliaceae.
AUGAAAUCACAUGAGGCAAAGGGUCGAAGUCCUCAUUUGGUUGAUCACUUGGAUGAUUGUGUUCGUGGAUCUCAAUUGGCGGAGCAAUCUGUUUCUGCUUUGGUGAAUGAAACAGAUGUGAUUAGAAGAACAGACAACACUUCUGCUCAUGAUCCAUCUAAUACAAUAGUUCUCCAAAAGGAAAUGCAAAAUGCUGAGGACCCUACUAUGCAAACUCGUGCAGAAAGGCGGUCUGAGAGCAGCAAGAUCAAUGGAACGCUGAAAGUGGUUCCUGGUGGUCAGGCAGCAUUAGAUAACGUGGGCUUCUCUCAGUUUUCUCCACCAUCUACAACAUCCUUUUCUCCUAGCAGGUAUUUGACAUCAAGAUACAAGUGA